Molecule: messenger RNA, 2420 nt
Organism: Hyaena hyaena (striped hyena)
Lineage: Eukaryota; Metazoa; Chordata; Mammalia; Carnivora; Hyaenidae
Gene: DNAJB6
Product: DnaJ heat shock protein family (Hsp40) member B6
Exons: 10
Coding region: 110-1099 (329 amino acids)
Biological process (GO): positive regulation of proteasomal ubiquitin-dependent protein catabolic process; protein refolding
Cellular component (GO): endoplasmic reticulum membrane; cytosol
Molecular function (GO): ATPase activator activity; Hsp70 protein binding
Source: RefSeq, a predicted model, not a curated record
GCCAGCGCUGCAGUGCCGGAGCCGAGGGGACCCGGGCCGCCGCCCCGCCGCGCCUCCUGCCCGCUGCCGGCUCCCUGUCCUCGGACUCGCUCCAACAGCCUGUUAAAACAUGGUGGAUUACUAUGAAGUUCUAGGCGUGCAGAGGCACGCCUCGGCCGAGGAUAUUAAAAAGGCGUACCGGAAACUGGCACUCAAGUGGCAUCCAGAUAAAAACCCCGAGAAUAAAGAAGAAGCAGAGAGAAAAUUCAAACAGGUGGCCGAGGCGUAUGAGGUGUUAUCGGACGCUAAAAAACGAGACGUCUAUGACAGAUACGGCAAGGAAGGACUGAACGGUGGAGGCGGAGGUGGAGUUCACUUCGACAAUCCGUUUGAGUUUGGCUUCACAUUCCGUAACCCGGAUGAGGUCUUCAGGGAAUUUUUUGGUGGACGGGACCCGUUUUCAUUCGACUUCUUCGAAGACCCAUUUGAGGACUUUUUUGGGAGUCGACGAGGCCCCCGUGGAAGCAGGAACCGAGGUGCGGGGUCGUUCUUCUCUGCCUUUGGUGGAUUUCCGUCUUUUGGAGGAGGGUUUUCGUCUUUGGAUACAGGAUUUACUCCCUUCGGGCCGGCGGGGCACGGGGGCCUCACCGCCUUCUCCUCCACGUCGUUUGGCAGUAGCGGGAUGGGCAGCUUCAAGUCCAUAUCGACGUCCACAAAAAUGGUUAAUGGCAGAAAAAUCACUACAAAGAGAAUUGUGGAGAACGGCGAAGAGAGGGUGGAGGUGGAGGAGAACGGCCAGUUGAAGUCCCUGACGAUAAAUGGUGUGGCGGACGAGGCGGCCCUGCGGGAAGAGCGCCUGCGCAGAGGCCAGAGCGCGCUGCCCUCCCAGCCCGCCGGCAGCAGCGCCCCCUCGCCGAGGGUGCACGCGCCCGCCGCGCUGCCCAAGCACCAGGCUCUGCCCGUCCACGAGGAGGAAGACGAGUCGGGCCGGCCGCGGGCCGCCAGCAGCCCCUGGGACCCCUUCGCGCUCUCUGCAGGACUCAAAGACGGCAGCAAGAGGAAGAAGCCGAAGCGGAGGGACGAGUCUAAGAAGAGGAGGCCGACCAAGGGCGAGCACUAGGCGGGCUCGCACCACCCCCCCCAGGCCCCCGGCCCCCCGGCCCCCCCGGCCCCCCGGCCCCCCGCCCCCCGGCCCGCGCGGCGGUGCGUAGCGCACGCGUUAGGUAGCGGCACCUGCUUGGCCACCGCCGGACACCUCACCCUCUCGGCUCGGGGAUGCUGAUGACGCACCGGUCAGCGCGGGGACGGAGGGGGCGGGAGAGCCGGUCGUGGCGGCAGUACCGGCGUGGAGCCCGCCCGGGCCGCCCUCACUUCUCCCAGCACUAAAUCCAGUAGCGGCUCUGAGGUACUCCAGGACCCAGCUCCUUCUUUCCGACUGUUGGGGGCCCGACGCCGAGGGUCGGAGGGUGGCGGGUGCAGGCAGGUGUGUGUGUUCACGAAUGACGCCCUCUCCUCCCUGAGGGACAGCCCUCGGAGCGAGGGCGAUGGCACCUCCCGCACGGAGUCCGCGCCGCUGGGGACCUUCCCUGCAGGUUAGGGGGCCACACCUCCCGGAGUGUCCCGGCCACGUCCCUGGGGGCCCGCGGGCCAGUCACUUUAGACAUAAAGUCAUUCCUGACAUUUACCGUACUUUGAAUCUUCUCCAAGUAGCCGAACUUGACUUUGAAUAUUGUUUAGUUUUUGCUAAAUUCCAUCCUUUUCUCUUGGACCCAUAAUUCUUCUCAGCACACACACAGGAUCCUACAGAAUUCGAUUGGCGGUACCCUCUCUGCUCUAGGUUUGGGUCGUUGCAGGGAAGAGUGGAUGCGGUAUUCACACACACACACACACACACACACACACACACACGCAGAUCGGAAGGAGAGCGCUGAAGUAAAUACUUCAGUUGUAAACAUUGGCUCCUUUGAAAACGUCCUUUAUUUUCCCAGCAUUGGUUUCUCUGCUGCCCGCACACUCACGUCUUUGCAUGAGCAGUGGCCUCCUAACCCUUGUCUGCCCUGACCCGAUCCCGAUCCCGAUCCCAACCUAUUCUGCAGGCCUCUCCUCCUCUUGAACACAAGGGCCUGUCCGCUCCGCUUGGAAACGAGGCCUCUGGCAGAGCUUUGACGUGAUGCGACAGUGCCCGUGCCGAGACUCUGGAGCGCCGAGCCCGCCGGCCCCGUGGCCCCAUGGCCGUGUCAUGGGUGUCGUGGGCGUGGAAGCCGGAGAUGAGCGUAACCUUUGUGAUUCUAAGUUGACUGUUAGGAGAAGGCUGCUUUGUUUGGCUUUGGCGGGAGGUGGUGUGGACGGGUAUUUACGGCUUACUGUGGAAAAUGUACCCAUGAAAUCAUAGUGUAUUUUAAGUGCUACUGACAUAAAUAAAACGUAAGCGCUGCCUCUGA